AUGGCUAGCAGCAGUGAUUAUUUCCAUCAUUUGGCUGUGGGCACCACAGUACUCAGUUCGAUAACCGUAGCUCUGUUGCUAUUUGCUAUUCCGGCAAUUUACUUUAAAGCUGAACGGGAACGUUCCUUCGCUGCCGUAAAAUCAUCACGUUUUCGGGUAAGGAAGUUUGAUGAAUCAAAUCGAAUAUGGAACGAAAUGAAGGCAAUACAGGACAAUUCUGGGGCAGCUGUGGUUUUGCGUCAACGACGCUCUCGCAUGCAUAUUUAUGGUGGCGGCAAACAAACUGUGUGCUCCGAAUGCUCGCAACUUAGUUGUCCAACAGGACCAACUGGUCUUGCCGGUGCUGCAGGUGAGGAUGGUGUGCCAGGAAUAGCAGGCAAUCCAGGACCUCCCGGUGAUGAUGGCUAUGAUGUUGAACUUGCACCGGAGGAUGAGCUACCGGGCUUUCAAGGAGAACGUGGAAAUGCUGGAGAAACUGGUUCUCGGGGACAACCAGGACCACCAGGCUUGCCAGGAGAAGAUGGGCCGCUAGGUGCACCCGGCUCACCCGGACCUCCUGGCCCCAAAGGUAGCAGAGGACUCGCUGGCCAGCCCGGAGAUAUGGCUAUAUCUGGCAUCGGGAUUCAAGGACCGAAAGGACCCCCGGGACCAGCUGGACCUAAAGGGCCCACGGGACCGCGUGGUAAACCGGCAAAAGAAGGCGGUUUUGCAGGAAAGCCAGGUACAAUCGGUCCUAUCGGACCACCUGGACAAACCGGCAGACAAGGUGACGAAGGUCCCUGGGGACCACCGGGUGAACCAGGUCAGCCGGCAGCUUACUGUCCGUCGGACUGUGGUGUAUCGCAAAUCUACGCUCCGCCAAUACCCAGAGAUUAUUAA
Messenger RNA from Gongylonema pulchrum, 879 nucleotides. Lineage: Eukaryota; Metazoa; Nematoda; Chromadorea; Rhabditida; Gongylonematidae. The record is from the annotation of a GenBank genome assembly.